AUGGGGAUUUGGACACUUGUAAAGUCUUUGACAUGUGUACAUUAUAGAGCAAGGCAGAAAUUUGGGUCCGGUUCAAGUGAACCAGACAGUCCAAUACAAUGCCGUUCCUUCGAUACUUUACUUGCAUGCAUCCAUCUGUCUCUCUCUCUUCCUCCUAUCGCAAGAACUCCUGGGCUUUCAAACAAAUCCAAGAGUUUUCAUGCGGAAAAAUUUAGGUGGAUUUUGGAGGCUAAAAAGCUUUUGUUAUACACUUAUACCGUCUCAACUGUAUGUAUACAUAUUGCCCAAACUCAGUCCCUCAAACUCACAAGGCUUCACCGGUCGAUGGAAGGGAAAACCCCAAGUCCAGUGCCACCAAUGAUGAUGAUGGCGGUAUUGUUGUAUAUGAUCUUUCAAAGCUAUUUCUCAAAAGCCUUGGGUGCUUUCUCCUUUGUUUUUCCUGUACACCAGAAUGUUCAUACUGGAAGGGCCUACUUCACGAACAUUGAUAUAGGCAGCCCACACAAGUCUUUCGAGCUUCACAUUGAUAGUGGUAAUGACCUUACUUGGGUCCAAUGUGAUGUAUCUUGCAGGGAUUGCAACCUGCGUCAAGGACUUUACAAGCCAGCACAAAGUAGCUUUGUGAAAUGUGAGGAUCCCUUAUGCACUGCUAUCCAUGGAGAUGACCACAAUUGUCCAGAUCCAAAUGCUCGGUGUCGAUAUCUACUUGAUGAUUAUGCUGAUUUAAAAUCAACAGAAGGUUACCUGGUCAAAGAUGUUUUUUCUCUACAACUUAGAGAUGGAUCUGUUAUUCAGUAUCCUUUGGUAUUUGGGUGUGGAUACAAGCAAAUUGGAGAUUUUAAAGGCAAUGGAGUACUUGGUCUUAGUAGGGGUCAAGUUAGUUUAUUGUCUCAAAUGGAUUCAGAGGAUCUAAUACAUAAAGAGACUGGCCAUUGUUUAAGUAGUGAAGGAGGUGGGUAUUUAUUCUUAGGAAGUGAUCUUAUACCUUCAGGAGUCUCGUGGACACCAAUCAUUGAUAGUUAUAAAGAGAAUUACCUAUCAGGACCAGUAGAUCUCUUAUUUGAUGGAACAGAGACUCAAGUAAAGCAACUUGAAUUUGAUUUCGAUAGUGGAUUUUCUUUGUCCUAUUUAGAUAAGCCAUCCUAUGAACACACUCUUAAUCUGAUUAACCAAGUUCUGAAAGGAACACCAUUGACAUCUGCAGACCCAGUGGACGACUCUUCAAUAUGUUGGACACACAACCAACAACCUAUUAGAUCCCUUAACGAUAUUACACACUUUUUCCCGAAGUUGACCUUGAAGUUCACAAAUGGACAAGACAUUAAUAUGCUGGAAUUACCAGCCAAGAAUUAUAUCAUACUUGUGGGAGAAAAAGUGUGCUUAGGGAUUUCGGAGAGUGAGGAAUCAGUCAUGGAAAAUCCGAAUGUAAUUGGAGUCAAUUUCAUGCAGGAUAAGAUGGUGAUAUAUAGUAGUGUCCAUUCUCGCAUUGGAUGGACUCCCAGAAGUAGCUGCGACAUCCCUUAG
Molecule: messenger RNA, 1524 nt
Organism: Tripterygium wilfordii
Lineage: Eukaryota; Viridiplantae; Streptophyta; Magnoliopsida; Celastrales; Celastraceae
Product: aspartic proteinase Asp1-like
Exons: 11
Coding region: 1-1524 (507 amino acids)
Biological process (GO): proteolysis
Molecular function (GO): aspartic-type endopeptidase activity
Source: RefSeq, a predicted model, not a curated record